AUUUGUAUACAUAUUCCCUCCAUUUAGUCUCUCAUAUUGGUUUCUCUUUGACACCGUUCAAUGUCUAUCUUCACUCAAAAUAAGCUCCUCCCAAGCCCCAAACACCAUGUUCACACAAUAUGCCACUCUCCAAUCCUCCGAACAACCGUACAUUGCUCUGUCUCCACCACCGCAAAGCCGAAACCAGUCCCCGAAAAGCUCAUCAUCGAACCUCCCCGGCUGCAGCAGCUGGAACCCUCACCGGACAACAUCCGGCCGAUGCUCAAUGACCCGAGUCUACUAUCAACGUGGUCUCACCGUGCAUGGGUAGCGAGCGGGUGCACUACUGUGCUCAUUUCUCUAGCUAAAUCCGUAGCGGGUGCAGCCCAUUCACACAUAUGGGCCGAGCCCAUUUUAGCAGGCUUGGUCGGGUACGUGUUGGCGGAUCUCGGAUCUGGAGUUUACCAUUGGGGCAUUGACAACUAUGGUGGUGCCUCAACUCCAAUUUUUGGUGCCCAAAUAGAGGCAUUCCAAGGUCACCAUAAGUGGCCAUGGACAAUCACUAAGCGCCAAUUUGCUAACAAUUUACAUGCCUUGGCUCGUGUCAUAACUUUCACAGUGCUUCCCUUAGACCUUGCCUUUGAUGAUCCUAUUUUUCAUGGCUUUGUUGCUGUUUGCUCUGGUUGCAUUAUGUUUAGCCAGCAAUUUCAUGCUUGGGCUCAUGGCACAAAGAGCCGGCUACCUCCAUUGGUGCUGGCAUUGCAAGAUUCCGGCUUACUGAUAUCUCGGUCGCAACAUUCGGCGCACCACCGGCAACCUUAUAACAACAACUACUGCAUAGUGAGUGGAGUUUGGAAUGAGUUUUUGGAUAAGCAGAAGGUAUUUGAAGCGUUGGAGAUGAUCUUGUUUUUUAAGCAAGGGUUAAGACCUAGGUCUUGGAGUGAACCUUGCUCUGAGUGGAUUGAAGAGGCUGAGACUAUUUCUCAACUUGCAAACAAUUGAACCUUUCUUUAUUCUUUUUCUCGUUUUCAAUUGACUUUGCUCUGGUUCAUAUAUUGAUUUGCUUGCCCAGUGCAGAUCGUGUAAUUUGUGAAAUUCCUUUUCCAGAGAUUGGAUUAUAUAUGUAAGAUAAUGUAAUUCCAGUACAUUGAAGAUACAAUAGCUUGAACUAUUACAUUC
Molecule: messenger RNA, 1158 nt
Organism: Rosa chinensis
Lineage: Eukaryota; Viridiplantae; Streptophyta; Magnoliopsida; Rosales; Rosaceae
Product: fatty acid desaturase 4, chloroplastic
Exons: 1
Coding region: 61-981 (306 amino acids)
Source: RefSeq, a predicted model, not a curated record